GACGGAGGACGGAGCGCUUUGCUUCUCAUAAUUAUACUCCGUGUGAUCGUUAACAUCGUUGUCGAUUAUUAUUGAUACGCAAUUUACUGGUUAUUAUUCACAAUGGGUCGUUACUGCAUUUUGUGUUACAAUCAUGAUAAAGCAGUCUCUUAUCACCGAAUUCCCACAAAUGUGGAAUUGAGAGCGAAGUGGGCUGAGUUUUGUCGAUUGAAGGAAAUUGAGAUAAAGGAUUCCUUUUGUUUAUGCUCGAACCAUUUCAUUACUGAUGAUUUCCUUCCUACAACAUCAAGAAAUAAGUUAUUAAAAAGGGGAGUCAUACCGACAGUUUUCACCGUUAAAAGAAGGAAAAGAUGUUUAAAUAGCAAUGAAACAUCUGCAAAGGGAUCUGAUGCAACAAGUAAUACAACUGUGCUCAUGUCCAGUGAAAGAGAACUAGUCGCACAUGAAAAUAUGGAAGAUUCCUUAAAAAAUAAUGUUGAUGUCAGUGGACAAAAACUAAUUUCAGACAAAAAUAUCAUUAAGGAUUUUUGGAAAAAUGAUAUGGAUAUUGACCAAGUGUUGGCAGAUUCUGUUGCAGAGUCAGUGACUAGCGUACGUUCUUCUAGUCCUCCUCACAUGCCACGGUAUAUUGGCGAUAUACGGACGCCUCAUUUAGCUACACCUCGAAGAGCUAAACGAGCACUUAAUCUAACGAAAGUUAUAGUGAAGAGGCAAAGAAGAAAGAUUUUAAGUUUACAACAAACAACAACUAGAUUGAAAAAGAGAAUUAAUAAUAUUAAAGAACUGGUUAAACAUCUUAAAGAAAAAAAUUUAAUAUCUGAAGAUGCUAUGGAUCAAUUUAAGGUAUAUUUCUGUCAUUCUGCCAAUAAUAGUUCUGCCAAUAAACUGCUUAGUGCCAAUGUUGAUUCAACAGAUUUUUUUCUAUAAGGCGCAUUACUAUUAUUUGUCGUUAAGAUUCCUGAUGGAAGAAAUUUCUACAAAUAACUAUAAAACUCUACAAGAAAUAGAAAUUUGUAUAUACAGAAAUAUUUAUUUUUUGAUAAAAAUAUCUAGGCGGAAGACUGCAAACUAUAUUUUUUAACAGCAAGAAAUUAUUGAAUGUCGUAUUUUAUUACAAUGUACAACUUUGACGUUGUUGAAGCAUAUAGUUAUUUGUAGCAUAUUACAAUUAUUUUACAAUCAUCCCUACAAAAAUCUAUUGUAAUCUACUUAUAAGAAAUUUUAAAAAUUUUUAAUAGUAAUCUGUUUUUACUUUCCUGUACAAAACUAUAUUUUUUAUGGGAAAAUAAAAAUUGAUUAGGAUUUAAAGUUUCAAAAAUUUUUCCCAUAAAAUUCCAUAAAACAUUAGGUUUUUAUGGGACACGUAAAAAAUUUUAAUUUUCUAUGUGUAAUAAAACGGACAAUUGGGUUCUCCAAAUUGUACAUAUGAAUGAAAUAAAAUACUACAAAAAAUUACAGAA
This is a messenger RNA of Solenopsis invicta (red fire ant), 1460 nucleotides long. RefSeq lists its product as uncharacterized. The coding region runs from base 103 to 927 and encodes 274 amino acids. The transcript is spliced from 4 exons. The record is from RefSeq and is a predicted model, not a curated record. Lineage: Eukaryota; Metazoa; Arthropoda; Insecta; Hymenoptera; Formicidae. Gene Ontology annotation, molecular function: sequence-specific DNA binding.